AGGAUGUCUGGCUGUCAGGACAACCGCAAAUAUAUGUAUAUCACAACCAAAGAUUGGUUCCGUCCAGCGUCAUUAGCGGCAGGCAGCAUGGCGAAGACUCCGAAGAAAGACAAAACUGAGGAAAAAGAGGAACAUGAAGAGUCGGGAGGAAACAAGGAAGACAGAGAGAGGGCUUACGAAGUUCUGGCUACUCGGGUUAACCCCAUAGCCAGUCCGUUGGCGGCCAGAAAACUCACCAAGAGGUUGUACAAGACUGUGAAGAAAGCUUCAAAAGAGAAGAACAUCAGAAAGGGCAUCAGGGAUGUACAGAAAUUCAUCAAGAAGGGAGAGAGGGGAAUUGUACUGAUUGCUGGGGACACAACACCCAUAGAAGUGUACUGCCAUCUCCCUGUUGUGUGUGAAGAUGCCAAGAUUCCAUACUGCUAUGUACCAGCCAAACAGGAUCUUGGAGAGGCAGCAGGGUCCAAGCGCCCAACCUGUUGUGUGCUGUUGAAGCCCAAUGAAAGUUACCAGUCCAGCUAUGACGAGUGCCUGACAGAUGUGACAACCUUGCCUAGACCAAUCUAAUGCACAACUUCUUGGGGAUGUGUUUUGUACCUGUAGUAGUGACAAGUCAACAUUUCCAGUUUGAUGGUCGUAUUUGUUAGUCUGGUGGAUAAUAUUAGAUGUCAAACUAUGAUGCUUUUGUAAUGUUAGUUUUUGGUGUCACUUUGCAAGACUUAAAAAUACCAUUUGACAUUUAUGAUAUAAACUUCAUAUUGAGAAAAGGUCAUGACCAUUAUUUGUGAAAAAAGUGGUAAAUGUCUUGUUUACCAUAGUCAUGAGUUGAAGUAUUAAGACUAUAUCUUAACUCAUGCAAGUCAUUGUGUUCCUUAUACCUUUUAGUAACAACAUUUUCUAUACUUUCCUGCAGAAUAAAGUUGACUGUACGGACUGAC
Branchiostoma belcheri (Belcher's lancelet) is the source of this 938-nucleotide messenger RNA. RefSeq names its product H/ACA ribonucleoprotein complex subunit 2-like protein. Gene Ontology annotation, molecular function: box H/ACA snoRNA binding. Bases 4 to 567 code for a protein of 187 amino acids. Lineage: Eukaryota; Metazoa; Chordata; Leptocardii; Amphioxiformes; Branchiostomatidae. The record is from RefSeq and is a predicted model, not a curated record. Gene Ontology annotation, cellular component: box H/ACA snoRNP complex; nucleolus. The transcript has 5 exons. Gene Ontology annotation, biological process: rRNA pseudouridine synthesis; snRNA pseudouridine synthesis.